AUGAGCAACUAUGCCUUCUUUGUGAAGUACACUUACUCCAAUGAAUGCGCCUUGCUCGCCUACAACUUCCAUGAGCUCGUAUCAAAACUAGGAAUAUUCGAGAUCUUUGCAUACAGGCAUGACCAUCGCCUGAUAAGCGUGACGCUGGCGUACAUUCUUUACAGGUACCAGGUUCAUCACUGUGACAUGGCUUUGGAUUUGGCCUUGACAUUGGUCUACCUGGAGGAUCUCAACGGCCAAGUGGAGGCAAAGCCAGAGCUGCGUGAGCGCUGCCGCGAUGCCUUCAAUCUAAUCUGUUACAUGGCAUUUCUCGCCCAUGCCUUCAACUCGGACCGUCCGAUUCGACUCGCCGACUG
This is a messenger RNA of Symbiodinium pilosum, 356 nucleotides long. The record is from the annotation of a GenBank genome assembly. NCBI's taxonomy places the organism in Eukaryota, Dinophyceae, Suessiales, Symbiodiniaceae.